This is a messenger RNA of Penicillium oxalicum, 1035 nucleotides long. Its product is annotated as MBL fold metallo-hydrolase. The record is from RefSeq and is a predicted model, not a curated record. The coding region runs from base 1 to 1035 and encodes 344 amino acids. NCBI's taxonomy places the organism in Eukaryota, Fungi, Ascomycota, Eurotiomycetes, Eurotiales, Aspergillaceae. The transcript has 3 exons.
AUGACAGAAUCAGUCUCACCCAAGGAGAUUCUGCCCGCUGGUGCGUGUGCCAAAAUCUCCGCUAUCAAUUCGGCCAGCCUCAGCAAUCUUCCUCUAGAGCCCUACUUCCACAGCGACCUUCCCCGGCUUCAACGGGUCACAGUCCCGGCCUUUUCAUUUGUCAUUACCAAUGCACACGGUCGCUGUGUCCUAUUCGAUUUAGGUCUACGGAAGGACUGGACCGAGCUGUCUCCGACCGCGGUCGCCGAGGUCUAUCAUGAUAACCUGGGGAUCCAAUGCGAAAAAGAUGUUCGUGACAUCUUAGAGGCGCACGAGGUCAGCGCUGAGAGUGUGGAAGCGAUUAUCUUGAGUCAUCAUCAUUUCGAUCAUAUCGGCGAUCCGUCUCGCUUUCCCUCGUCCACCGCGUUGGUCGUGGGGCCUGGGGUUUGCGAUGCGCUGAUGCCGGGGUACCCUGACCAAGAGAAUGCAGAGAUCCUGACCUCGGAUUAUUCAAACCGACAGGUCCGUGAAAUUGAAUUUACACAGACCGGUCUCUUCAUUCUUGGUCUACCGGCGCUUGAUUACUUUAACGAUGGCUCAUUGUACUUGCUGAGCACGCCGGGCCAUGCAGUCGGCCAUAUGGCUGCCUUGGUCCGCACCACCACCAGCCCGGACUCCUUCGUCUUGUUGGGUGGCGAUGCCUGCCAUCAUUGCGGUGAACUUCGUCCAUCAACAGGACAAUCCCUGCCAGCUUCUUUUCAGUCAUCGUGUCUGGCUCGUUUCCUGAAAUCCCAAGAUCUGGACGGAUCGCAGCCGUUCUUUCGGAUCCAACGAGAUCCUCAAUAUGCGGCUUAUUGUCAUGACAGCGACGAAGCUGAGCAGACCAUCGCUCAUUUGCAGCGCUUUGACGCAAUGGAAAAUAUCUUCAUUAUCUUUGCCCACGAUGCUAGCUUGAAGACGGUCAUCGAUGAGUUUCCGGCGACUCUGAACGACUGGUUCGCGAAAGGCUGGGGCCGCAGUGGGCGAUGGCGCUUUCUUCAGGAUUUUGAAGAAUGA